AUGGCCUUCGCUGCUGGGCUCCUAACGGAUUUUUUUCCCCCUCAUUGGUCAGAAGCCCCCUCCCUCCGAGGUGGGGUGCUGAGAACUUUACUGGAGGCUUCUGAUUGGCUCGGUCUCUGCCCUGGAAGCCCCUUCCUCCCCUUCCCGUCCCCCACUCCUCCUCUGGGAGAGUGGAUUGAAGCGGAGCCUUCUCCUUUGGGAAAGAAGGUCCCUUUCUGGGCCGCUCUAAGCCGCUCUGGAGAGAGGCUGGUGGCGUGGGGCUCCCUCGGGCCAGCGGCAGUGCUUGUGCCCAUGGGGCUCCUUGGUCUGGUCCUGCUCUGGGUGCUGGCGGCAGCGACUUCAGGGAAAAGUCCAGACUUGCUGGUGGGGCAGGCGGCCUCCUGCAUGACUUCGUGCGCAGGGUCAGCUGAUCCCCACCUCCCCGUGGGCACCAGAUACACCUAUCACUUCUCCACCAACACCAGCACCGGCCUGCAGGGGGUCCAGGUGGAGGGGAGUGGUGUUGGCCUCCAAGGCUUGGUCACCCUCGAUGUGCUUGGCCCUUGCCAAAUGGCCUUACAGCUCCAAAACUUCCAGAUGACAUCCAUUCUGGGGUCCAAGGCAGAAGUUUUGAAGGAGUCAGAGAGGUUGAGCGCCGCCCUGGGCCGCGUGCCGCUGCGCUUCGUCCUGCAAGCGCGGCGUGUGGCCCGCCUGUGUCCCGGCCCUGCUGAGCCCCGCUGGGCGCUGAACGUGAAGCGCGCGGUGCUGAGCCUCCUGCAGGGUCACCCGGGUGCCCGAGACCCCCAGACCGUCGAGGAGGAGGAUAUCCUGGGCAGGUGUCCCACCACAUACCAGCAACGCGGAACCAGGCUGCGCAAGACCAAGGACCUGGCGCGAUGCUCCCUGCGCAGGGCGCGCUCCUCCCUGCGCUCCCAGACUCUGCCCUCCGCGGAGCCGGGCCUGGCCUCCCACCUGACCUGCCUCCAGAGUUUCCAGGCCGACGUGCUGAGGGAGGCGUCCUGCGUGGAGCUGGACACCGUGGGGCCCCUCUCCCAGGAGGCCAGUGCCGUGCAGAUGCGGACCCUUUCCUCGCUCACCCUGCUGCAUGAGAUGCCCCUGGAUUCAGCUGUCACAGCACUUCCCAUCUCAGACCCAGAUGAUGGAGACUUAACCCUGAGCAGCCUGUUGUACGAAUGGGAGGAGACAUUGUCCCAGGCUACGGUGGCCACAGUGGCUGCAUCAGUGAGGAAGCUGUGCCUGGCUCAGACCACAAGCUUUGAGGCUGCAGAGCUGUUCCUGUCACUGGUGUCUGAGCUCCGGGGCCUCUCCGCGGUCGAACUGAUGGAACUCUGGGGACAUUCUUUUUUUAGAUGCCGAGACAACUGGCAACCGCUGGUGGAUGCCCUGCCCUCCUGUGGCACCGAAGCCUGCGUGGGACUCAUGGCAGAGCUCAUCGUAUCUGGGGAGGUGGAGGCUGAGGAGACAGAGGCGUGGCUCUGGUUGCUGGCUUUCCUCCCGCAGCCCACAGAUGCCAUGGUCCAAGUGCUGCUGCCACUGCUGCAGACCCCGGGGGCCAGCCCAGGCGCCUUCCUGGGCAUCUCAGCUCUUGUGCACAACCUCUGUGUGUCUCUGGACGGGCCCUGCGGGCAGCUGCCUGGUGUCAACUCCCUUGUGAAGAUCCUGGGAGACGCCUUAGGAGCCGACUGCACCUUCCAGGAGCCCUCGGACACUGAGCAGCUCCAGAUCGUGCUCAAGGCCAUUGGCAACGCCGGCCUGGCAGCCACAGCUCUCACCCCCAAGCUGAGCGCUUGUGCAUCCCUGAGGAGCUGCCCCGCUGAGAUCCGGCUGGGGGCCAUCCAGGCCUUCCGGAGGGUUCCCUGCUCUGUGGAUCGAUCCGUGCUCUCCCGCGUGUACCAAAGCCCCGAGGAGGAUGCUGAGAUCCGCAUCAAUGCCUACCUGGCCCUGAUGAGGUGCCCUGGCGAGGAGCUGUUUGCCCAGGUGCGGCACACCCAGGCAGGAGAGCAGUCCACCCAGGUGGGCUCCUUUGUCUGGAGUCACCUCCUGCAGUUGCUGGAGACGGAUGACCCCCUGAAACAGGCCCUUCGGGAAGCCCUCCCUGAAGACGUCCUCAGCCGGGAGUUCCAUCCAGAAACCUGGAAGCAUUCAUCCUAUUCCGACGUCACCUUCCGCUCAGCAUCGGGCAGCCUGGGAGCCAACCUGGAGGGGACCCUUCUCUUCUCGCCUGCCUCCUUCCUCCCCCGUUCUGCCACAGCCAACCUGACCAUCCACGCCCUUGGUCGUGCCUUCAACCUCCUGGAGCUGGGGCUCCGGCUGGAAAAUGCUGAGGAAGUGGCUCGCAGGCUGUUUGGCCGGAAGGCAUCCUGGGGGCAGGAAGAGGAGAGACAGGCCCAGUCAGAGAAGCCCCCCGUGUCAGAACCAGGGCCCACCCCAGAGCCGGCUGACUCCGACUGUCCAGGAGAAAAGUCCGGAAAGAUGAGAGACCUGCAGCAGAAGGUGACCCAGAGGCACAGGGAGCGGCAGGCGCUGCGAUGUGAGCUGAGCGUGAAGGUCUUUGGGCACGAGCUGAGCUUUGUCAGCUGCGGGAAGAUAGGGAGCCACGUAAAACGCCAGUCCCUGGACCUGGCCGAGCUUGCCGUCAAGCUCCUGAAGGGACAGGAGGUGCAGGUGAACCGGAGGCUGACCCUGGCCAUGGAGGAGCUCACCUUUCCCACUGUGUCUGGCCUCCCGGCCCGGCUGACCCUAAAUGCCUCGGCUGCCAUCAGCAUCCGGGUCCGAGGGACAGCCGACUUCCAGCAGCGCUCAGAUUUCUCUGUGAACGGUUAUGUCGAGCCCAGCGCCCUGCUCCAGAUCUCUGCGCAGAUGGGCACGGUGGGCACCCUGGGGAAGGCCGGGCUGAGGUGGGUGACCGGCAUCCGCAGCACUGCCAGCCUGGACGGCGGGAUCCGGGCGAGGAAGGGCCAGGACCUCAAGGUGCAUCUGAACACGCCUGAGGAGGCCGUGGAGCUGCUCCGCUUCAGCUCUAAGCUGUAUCUCGUCACUGGGGAUGGUGUGAGGAGCCUCAGUCAUGUUCGCAGCUCUUAUGAGGCACAGUCCUGUACCAACAAGGAAGUGUCCCGCAUCUGGGGCUGGCAGCUGUGCACUGAAGUCAGCUGGCCAGCAGCUGGUCAGCCCUACCUGCUCUCAGUGCCUGUGUUUGUGGCUGUGAUGCUGAAGAAACAGGACCGGGGGCUCCGACAGUACCUGCUGGAAGCUGCCUAUAUGCUCCGCACUCAGAAGGACAGCUGGCUCCCUCAAGAAGCCUCAGCCCACCUCUUCAUGGGCACGCCUAAGUCAGAAGUGCCCCGGGAUGUCGGGGUGGACGUCAGCUACAGCUGGCCCCAGAGGAAGUUUCGGCUCAAGCUUCUCCAUCCCAAGAAGAAAAUCGAACUGGAUGGAAAGAUGGAGACUCUCCAGAGUGCUCGCUUGGGUUACCUGGAACUGAUACUGGAUGACAGGGAUGUCUACUACAUCAAGGGCCAAAGCAACCUGUGGCCAGCAGCAGAUGGUGAGGUCCAGCGGUUCGAGGCCCAGCUGGAGGCGAAGCUGGUGACAGCGGGCAGCCCCAUGGUCUUCACUGGGAACCUCAGCCGGCAGGCGGGCGGCAGGCUGGCCUUCUCUGUGUCACUGAGCAACCUGCUGAGUGACCGGGCCCACAUGUCAGUGCUGCUGGAGAAGGAGGUGGAGAAUGGGCUGCAGGGGGUGGCCCUGGAUGGGGAGCUCUUCGUACCGGAGCUCGUGGGACUGCGUGUCCUGGGUCUGCUGCAGCAGCGGGGCCGCCUCUGGACCAGCUCCCUGAGGAUCAAGUACGGCCUGCUGGGUCAGGCGAAGCAGCUGGCUCAAGAGUGCAGCACCAGCCAGAAGCUCUGGGCAGAAAGCGGCUCAGAGGCCACCUAUAAGCUGGAGCUGGGCCAUGAGCUCCAUUGCACACAGAUCCCAGCGUUCAGCCACAAGGUCCACCUCCGGCACGAGGAGGACUCAGGCCACCUGCACUCGCAGCUGGAAGUGAGCUACGGGAGGCACUGGGGUGAGAGCGGCAACAAGAGGCGUCUCCGCGCCAGCCAGACCUUCCAGAACGACUCGGGCCCAGCCCUGAGCAGUCACUUCGUGGAGUUUGUACUGCAGGUGCCAGGGAGGCAGAUGGAUUACCGUAUGCAGCUGUACCACUUCAGCUUCCGCCAGCCCCAUGUGGAGAGCAGCACGCACCUGAAGGUGCAGUACAAUGGGCGGCUGCCCUUUGUGGCAGGCUUGCAGUGGAAAGACACAUCCAGGGCCACCCUGUGGAAGUGGGAAGGAGCCUUGAACCUGGAUAGUCCGUGGCUGAUGGUCUCCAUGGCUCACAGGCUGUACUGGCCCCACCGAGCCACAUUCCAGGCUGUGUUGGAGCUGACCCUGGGCAAGGCUUGGAUCCUCAAGAAUCUGGUGAUGAAUGUGGCCUGCAGGAGCCAGGGCCUCUACAGAGAGGGCAAGAUUCACGUCUACGCCCCAGCUACCACCUACCUCCGGGUUUCCACGGUCACAGCCUUGGCACAGAACCUCUUUCGCAGCCAGAGUGAAGUAGAAUCAGCCUGGAGUGCAGCAAUACAAAGUGAGAUCCACGCUGAGAACAGCCGGGACCUUAAGAUCCUUCACUGCUGGUUGAAGGGCCCCCAGCGGGAGCUGAACCUAACAGCGGCCUACAGGCACGCGGAGCAGCCGUGGAAGAUCCACGUGUCGCUGACGGCUCUGGGGGCUGGUGCCAGGGGCCAGCCUCAGGGCCUGCAGUUGGAGGGCAAGCUGGAGGAGUUGAUGCAAGACGGGAGGUCGUACCAGAAGCGGGGGACAUUCCUCUUUAGGCAUCCCUUGACUCUGCCCAUCCCGCAGAGCAUCCUCCUGCAGGAGACCUUCACGGCCGACAAGCAGCACCAGCGUUACUCCCUGGAGACGAGGCUUGUCCUGGAUGGCCAGGAUGAGACCCUGCAGACCACAGUCCUGGGCUACCAGGCUGGGCACCCCUACGUCUGUGCAGGCCUCUCCCACCCAUACAACAGCAAGGCCAUCCCCAGGAGCUUGGAGGGCUGCGUGGUUGCUUGGAAUCGGCACAUCGCUCAGAACAGGGAACUCGAGGCCACUUUGAAAGUCAACCAGAAAGUCUUGCUGCACUUGAAGGGCCUGCAUCAUGACAGAUCUCGGCGCGAGGAAAUCUGGCACAGCCUGGCCCUGGACUUGGCUCAUUCCUCCCAGCUGAGGUUCCCCCAGGCCCUGAGUUUGAAUGGGGACCUUAUCUUCAGACGGAGUCCCCAGGGAGCAUUCGACGGCAGGGUGGAUGCACGGGCUGCUGUCAACAACAUCACAUCCCAGGCCUCGGUCCAGCUGAAUGGGUCUGACUCCCACGUGGUGUUUUUCUUCCUGCUCAGACAUCCCCAGAGACCAGCAUUUCCUCCAAACUUACAGGUGCAGGCGGCUGCCGGGCACUACAAAGGGCGCAGCCUCAAUGGCUCCCUGUCUGUGCACACGUCUGACAAGGAGCUGGUUCUGCUGGAGGCCAACGCCAGCCAGGAUACCUGGAGAAGCAGCCGGGGCUGGGGUAUGAGUGUCCUCCUCCGCCAGGAGGUCCUCAGAGCCCCCAGGACUGUUCGGCUGCAGCUGUCCAGCAAGGUUUCCCCAGCCAGGAUGUGGCUGUUUUCCAAGGCACUGCUGGACCAGAACACAGCACAACUGCUCCUCAGGGCAUCCGAGGAGCAGAGGGGAGGCCAGGUCCUGACCCUGCAGGGCCAAGUCCAGCACACAGUGGCUGCCUGGGCAGCCAUGCCCCACGUUCUGACCCUCACAGGCAUGCUGAAACAGAAGGAGACGCUCAAAGAGGGCACUAUCAAGGUCACUGCUGACUCAGCAGUGCUAGGAUUCCUCCUGCGGGACAAGCAUGAGAAGUCAGGGAACAGCACUACUGUGCACAGUGUGUCCUGCAUCCUUGCCCAGAACAGCAGCCAGACCCUGCCAGGAGAGCUCCGACUGAGGGGGCGACUGCAAGCCCAGAUGGGGAGCCUUGGGGGCCAGGCCAGCCUCUGGGCUGACGCGGCCAGCCUGUCUCUGGGUGGAGUCUGCACCUGGGGCCCUGGGCAUGGCCAGCUCUCAGGCAGCCUGAGUCACAACAUCAGCACCUUGAGUGAAGCAGGACUCCCCUCCGAGGCAGGGAUGCUCCUGUCUCACACCCAUGUGGCUUCCAACCUCUCAGUUCGUGUGAUGCUGGGUAGUUUGGGGGCCCAGCUGGAUGCCGCCCUUGGCCUGGAGGGCAGGGCUACCAGUGACCUGGGCAGCCGGCUCCAUGCCAGCCUGGGCCACACGGUGCCUGGCCUCAGGCGCUGGGGCCUCCCCUUCACCGUGGACGGCCGCGGACACUUGCAGAGCAUGGGACCCAGUCUGGCUGCUGGGCUGACAGUAAGCGUGGAGGAUGAGCAGCUGCGUAUAGCCCUGGAGAAGAGGGAAGCCAGUGGCCACCCGGGGCUGGCCCUAGGGCUGCACCGUGGCCUCUGGCAGCUCCAGGUGAGGAGGCCUUCACAAAGGGAGAUGAGUUGCAGUGGAGACGCCUCGCCUGCCCAGCUGUCAGUCUGCUGGGGAAAUGUCACCGGGUGGCCUCUUGAACUCUUCAUGGACAUUCAUGACAGUGGCUCUGGCUUUGAGAAUUCCGGACGCGUCUCAGUGGGGCCUGCAUCGCUGAACUACUCCGUGAGCUGCCGUCACCACAGUGGGCACCUGCAGCUCUCUGGCCAGAGCGAUCACAACAGCCUGGUCCUGUUGCAGGCGGGGUUCCCGGGCGAGGCCCAUCUCGACGCUGAGCUGCAGAUGCGUGAGACGCAAGUCCAGGCCUGUGUGACCUUCCGAGGCGGGGAGGCUGGGGUCAGCGUGGACGUGGCAGUCCUGGUGGCCUGCCCUAUGAAUGGCUCCCUGGAGCUGAUGGUGAAUGCCAGCCACACAGCACAUGCUCUCCAGACGCUGGGCCUGCCCUUCACCAGCCAGCUCCUGUUUCGGCAUCUCUGGGCAGAGGAGGAGAUGAGUUCCUCCCUGCAGCUGAUCUGUGAUUCUCAAGCCAACCUGGUCCUCCAUGUCCGUGGCCAGAACCAGGUGCUCAGCAAAGAGCUGCAGCUCUCGGCCCAGCAUCACCUCCCCAUCCUCCUAGGCGGCUGCCCCAGCAGAGCCUCGGCCUCUGCCAAGCUACGAUACUCUGAGGGUGGAGCCGAGAGCACGUUUGUCUUGGUGGUGGAGAAGCGACACUUCCACGUCAGCACCAGGCUGGUGGCUGCUAAGAACCGUCUCGCCAACAUCAUCAAGCUGGAACAGACCUUCCCCCAGCUCAGCACUCUCCCUGGGGAGCUGGUCCUGCAGACCUCAUACGAGCGAGCCCGUGGCACCUGCGUCCUGUACCACGUGGUGCUGUGGGACAGCCAGGAGGUGGCCCUCAAUGGGAGCCUCUCUGGGCCCUGCCUCAAGCCCACCAGGACUCUCGGCCUGCAGGCGGAGCUCACCCACGCGCUGCCCCUCUCCCUGCCGCGGCAUUUCAGCCUCCGCCUGUCCUGCGAGCAUUCUCGGCACGGCCACCAGGAUGCGCUGGUCGUGGGCUGGGAUGGCGAGGACCAGGUGGCGCUCUCCUCCUCUCUGCGGCUGCGGAGGGCCACGCUGGCCGCCCGCCUGGCCGUGGCUCACCCCUUCAACCUCUCCUGGCGGCAUGCUGAGGCCAGUGGCCUUGCUGAGAGCAGGGGCGGCAGGCAGAGCCGGCAGGCGCAGCUUGCCUGGAACGGAGGGCGGCCUGUGACUGUGCAGCUCACCUGGGCCGACAGGUCGUCGGCACACAGCACCAUCUGGGAUGCCUGCCUGGCCGCCUCCCCGGGGCAGCUCCAGGAAACCUGGGGCCUGGGUGCCCUCAGGGCCUGUGGGGCCUUAACACAGUCCUCGACUGUGUUCAGUGAGUGGCUCGAUCUGUCCUGGGACCGGCGCCGGAUGCAGCAGAACCUGACAUAUGAGGCCCUCUUGGUCUCUGGGGAGCACACCCUGGGCGGCAGUAGGCUCCUGCUACACUCCAAAUGCCAGCUGGGCCUUGCCCCAGACCCAGACCACGGCCUGCACCUCAGCCUGAUCCUCCGCAACCACAGCAGGCCCCGAAUGCCUGACUUCUCUGGGGAGUUAGAGCUCCGUGGCCCCAAGGCUCAGAGGCUUGGUCUGCUGGGCCGGGUGUCCACCUCGGCUUCCCGAAGUUUGAUCCAGCUGGAGGGAAAUGUGGACAAUGGGGACGAGAAAGUGAGGCUGUCGGUGUCCCAGGCCCCGAACUGCCUCCAGGCCUCAGUGGCCCAUGAGCAAGGGAGCCAAGAGGAGAGCGUGGUGCUGCGGGCCUGUGCCCACCGGUGGACAGCUGAGGUAGAGGCCCUGCUCCAGGACAGUGGGCAGCCUGUCCAGCCCCUGGGACGCUUGACCCUGCAGGCUGCCAACCAGAGCCUCCGCUUGGCUGCACUCGGCUGCCAGGGGACCCUGCUGGGCCACAUGGAGUCCCGGAUUGCUGCUCUCGGGGCCCAGGUGCAAGCUCGGCUGGAGGAGAAGAUCCGCAGCUUGGAUGCCUACGUGAGAAGGUUCCAGCGCCUGGUGCAGCCGACAGGCACCCUGGACAGUGCAGCAGGCCCCCCUCCAUGGCUGACCCGGGAGGGCCUGGGGGCCGUGUGGGGGAGUGGCCGGGCGGUGGCCACACUGUGGGGCCAGAGCCAGGCCAGGCAGACGCUGAUACGUGUGCUGCUCUACCUGGAGAGGCUGCAGGCGGGGCUGGAGCAGCUGCGGAAUGAGCUGGAACGGCCCCUGGCCACGCUGAAGGACGCUUACUUGGAGGUGACACUGCGGCCCUUGGACGAGGUGUGGCGGGAGUGGGCCGAGGAGGCCAUGCGGUGGAUGCAGGCCUGGGUGUCCCGGAUGCCGGGGGCCUGGGCAUCCAGGCCCAUCGGGGCAGCAUUAGAAGCCACGAGGGGCGCCCUGGAGCUGGCCACUGAGCAGAUGCUGUCUUGGAUGGAAGUCGUGAUCUCACAGGCACUGAGGAGGCUCUGCAAACCCUUGCUGGACCUGUACCGCUUCUCGGCCAGGGACCGCUCGGUGGUGGUGACGCUGCCGCUGCUGCCUGUGGGAGACGAGCCCCUGGAUGUGGCCCGCGUGACCAGCCACCUGGUGGAGGAGAAGCUGCUGCGGCCGCUCCGAGAGCUGUACAGAACCAGCAUGCUGACUGGGUACCACCGGCUCAGACGCCACCUGCAGGGGAGCCCCUCUGGAUACCAUGCUGUGGUGGCUGGGGCCAGGCACGUGGUGACCUUUGACGGCCGGGUGUGGGGUCUCAGCACCCACUGUGGCAGCCUGCUGCUGGCCAGGGACUUCGCUCACGGCACGUUCUCACUGACGCUGAGCCGGGCAGGCUCAGGGCUCACGUCCCUGACUAUAGAGCUGAACCACAACACCCUUGUCUUCUACCCCAGCCUGAAGACCUACAGGCUGUACAACAACUCCCUGCCUGGGGAGAGCUGUCUGGACCUGGUUUUGCCUCCGCCUCCUGCCAAGACCAGGAUCGAGCUGACCAGUGAGGACGGCGUCUCCAUUACCUGUGACGUCCAAGCCGGCCUCUGCAGCCUGACUCUGGGCGUCUGGCAGCACGGCCUGUCCGCCGGCUUCCUGGGCACCAAUGACAAUGAGGCAGACAAUGAGCUGAUGCUGCCGGAUGGCUCGGUGGCCAGCAGCCUGGAGGAGUUCACGCUCGCCUGGCAGGUGGGUAGUGACUGCAGGGUCGUGGAGAAGACUCAGCUGGCAUGCCUAGGACAGAGCCCCACCUGCCAGGCUUUCUUCCAGGACCCCUACUCCAGCCUGGGGAACUGCUUCGGGGUGGUGGACCCCACACCCUUCCUCAACCUGUGCCUCCAGGACACCUGUGGCACCCAAGAGCUCCAAACUGCCUGCCCCCUGGCGGCCACCUACAUUCACCUGUGUGCCCGGGGAUUCGUGCCCAUGGACCCUCCUCCACAGUGUGAAAUAAAAAAAACCUACCCGAAAAUUCAUACGAAAUCGCAGAGGCACCCCAAAUAGCCAAAGCAAUCUUGAAAAAGAACAAAGUUAGAGGACUCACACUUCCUGGUUUCAAAACUUGUAACAUAUGCUACAGUAAUCAAAACGGUGUGGCACUGGCGUAAAGAGACAUACAGACCAAAGGCAUAGCAUAGCCCAGAAGUAGACCCGUGCACAUAUGGUCAAACGAUUUUUGACAAAGAUGUCAAGACCAUUCGAUGGAGGAAGUAGUCUUUUCAUCAAACGGUGUCAGGAAAAAUGGAUAUCUACAUGCACAAGAAUUAAGUUGGACCCUUACCUUAUACCAUAUAAAAACCUUAGCUCAAAGUGGAUCAAAUACAUAAAUGUAAGAACUAAAACUAUAAAACUCUUAGAAAUCUUAAUGACAUUGGGUUUGGCAAUGAUUUCUUAGUAUAAAGGCAGCCUAUGGAAUGGGAACAAACAUUUGCAAAUCUUAUCUGACAAGGGGUUAAUAUUCCAAACACAUAAAGAACUUCCACAACUCAGCCUGUUUUAAAAAUGGUCAAAGGAGUUGAAUAGACAUUCCUCCAAAGAAGCUGUACAAAUGGCCAGCAAGUACAUGAGAAGAUACUCAGCAUCACUAAUCAUUAGGGAAAUGUGAAUCAAAACCACAAUGGGAUACAAACACAUCUAUUAAGAUGGCGACUAUCAAAAAAUUAGAAAAUAGUGUUAA
Vicugna pacos (alpaca) is the source of this 10789-nucleotide messenger RNA. The record is from RefSeq and is a predicted model, not a curated record. Lineage: Eukaryota; Metazoa; Chordata; Mammalia; Artiodactyla; Camelidae.